This is a messenger RNA of Spirodela intermedia, 4670 nucleotides long. The record is from the annotation of a GenBank genome assembly. NCBI's taxonomy places the organism in Eukaryota, Viridiplantae, Streptophyta, Magnoliopsida, Alismatales, Araceae.
AUGGCUGGAGCCGCCGGAUGUCUGAAAAGACGGGGUCGUCUUUUCUUCUCUCCUUCGCGGACGAGUUGUGGACACCAGUUCUCUUCACUAUCCCCAUUGACCGCCAGCCUCGUCAGAGAUGGAAAGGGGGGAGCAGAGGUAGGGGAGUGCCAUGUGCCCGUACUGAUUGUUGGUGCCGGCCCUGUGGGUCUUGUCUUGUCACUGUUCCUCUCCAAAUUAGGUAAGCAUCUCCUUGUUCCCAAUUUCCUCCCGCUUCUUUUAAUGUGGUCGCUGGUAAGGUCAGGUCCAGUCUCGGGUUUCGUACGCAGUAGUUGUAUGAUCGGCUUCUCAUGAACGUGAAGCCCACUCAUCGUAGAAGAUCUGAAAUGUGUAAUAAAGAGUUUGAAAUAUGUUUUUGUAUUAAUAAUCAUUGGCAUCUGGAUAGAAUGAAGAGACUCUACAAUCUCUAUACCUUCAAACCAACAAACCUGGUGCCUGAUACCUCUCAUGAUGAUAGUUUUUUUAUCUCUGUGCUGUUGUUAAUCGUCCUCCCCUUCUUCAAUCGAACCCAAUGGCCAAUUUGCGGACACUAUGUAAAUAUCACAUCAGAUCAUGAGGCCUGUAUAAUUAAUUGUCUUAAUAGGAACUAUCGGAAAACAAUCCUCAUAUAUUUUCAAUCCGACAUCCUAAAAGAGCUGACUGGUGGCUUCCCUGUACACGCCCCAGAAUUUUCAAUCCGACAUCCAGAAAUAUGUCACACAUCACAUAUUGUUGUGCCUAAUGCUGCAUGCUUAAUUUUUUUUUUAAUAUAUCGUAGUCCAAUAUUUUUAACGUCUCAUUUAUUGCAUGAGUACUUUAAAUCAAUGUUGAACCGUUAAGUUUUUUCAUACGAGCAUAACUUCUUCAAUUUCAAGUAUUCCUGAUAUCCCACCUUACAUUUGAAAACUUAUUUCAACACUUGGUAUUAUAUUUUCUCCUGUUCUGCUCCAGAGAUGAGCAGUAAACACUUGGCCUGAUGCUGGGUCAUCUAACUUGGAUGAUCUUUAAUCUUUAUCUGUAGGAAUCAAGUGUGCUGUCGUAGAGAAAAGCAUCACAUUCUCUCAGCACCCCCAAGCUCAUUUCAUUAACAAUCGUUCCAUGGAGGUUUUUUUCUAAUCCCCUGAUUAGAUUUCUUCUGGUAAUAAAUCGCUAGGCGAACUAAUGUAGGCAAGGUGAAUGUUCAUACGGGGUGCUUCAUUCUGUUGAUGGAUGUUUCUCAGACCAGUUCUCGGUUGAGGUUGCCGAGUAUCUUCAUGUUGAGAUUAUUUUACGUAACCGCAUAUUCAUCAAAAUUUUAUAAUAUUAUCCAAUUUCUGAAGAAGUAACGUGAAAAUUUUGUAUAAUACAUAUGCGCUUACCUCUUGACCAGAGGCUCCUUUCAGCUGUUCCGGAAAUUGGAUGGACUGGCGGAGGAUAUCCAGGGGCUGCAGCCUCCAAUAGACCAGUGGAGAAAAUUUGUAUACUGCACUUCGUUGUCUGGGACUAUUCUAGGGUCUGUAGACCACAUGAGGCCCCAAGGUACUGCUUAUCCUCAUUGUCAACUGUUUAGGUUUUGAAUUUCACCAUAUGGUACUUAACCUUUGUUUCUCCUCUUCAGAUUUUGAGAAAUUAGUAAGUCCAACAUCCGUUGCUCACUUCUCACAGUACAAAUUGACUAGGCUUCUGGUGAAAAAGCUAGAAAAUGUUGGAUUUCGUGUUUGUGGGUCUGAUGAAUCAGGUCUGAGUGAUGAUAUGGUGUUUGAGAAGAAGAUCUUAAUGGGGCAUGAGUGUACCUCUAUACAUCCUUUUCCACAGGGUGUCAAGGUGGGAGCUUCCUUUUACAACGAUGGCAAAGUGAUGGAGAAGAAAAUCCAUUGCGAAAUCCUUGUUGGGGCGGAUGGAGCGAGGAGUAAUGUCAGGAAAUUGGUUGGUAUAGAGAUGAAAGGCGAAAGGAACCUUCAGAAGCUGAUCAGUGUUCAUUUCCUAAGCAGAGAUCUUGGACAAUUCCUCCUGCAUGAAAGGCCAGGAAUGCUCUUCUUUAUAUUUAAUCCAGAUGCCAUUGGGGUCCUUGUUGCCCAUGAUCUCAGCCAAGGGGAGUUUGUGCUGCAGGUAGACGAUCAUGGGUAUCCAAUUAGGAAUAUUUAUAUGCUAGCUUCACAUUUCUGCCUUUGAUGGAAUCCUGGAGUGAUUCCAACAUGAAUUUGCUUUAUCUAAGUAGACAGAUAUUUCAUCAACUUCAAGCUUUGUUUCCCGCUUGCCUAAUUGAAAUCUUGACUUUCUUUUCUUUGACUAUUGUAUUUUUUGUAGGUGCCGUUCUAUCCUCCUCAGCAGUGUCUUCAGGAUUUCAGCCCAAGGGUAACUUACGAUUCAUCACUAUGUUACUCUCCUAUUAAUUUUUAUUAGGAAUGGUAGCCCGAGAUUUUUGCUUUUGUCACUAUGGAAAGCAUCCGAUUGGAGCCUUUAAUCCCACUAAACGUUCUCUUUUUUCCCUAUCAUCUUCUUUUUUUCUUUUAAGUUUAACAUCCACAGUACAAUAAACGCUGUAUCUGUACAAUCUAAGCUCCAAAUAUUUUUCUCAUUUUUUAUUCGAAGACCUCUUUUUUCUCCUUAGCAGGACCUCAGCUUUAUUUGCUUCAGCCAUGAUUUUUUGCUUCAUUUAACAUUUUUAAUCAAAGUUGAAUGCCCCCAAUGUUACAGAUUUCCUCCUGUACAUUUUUGAAAUUGAACUGUUCCCCUUUGUCUCUUCUACCCUAAAUCCCGUCCUGAUAAUCUACAAUUCCUACUUUUUUUUCAGGUGUGUCAGGAAAUAAUCUGCAACCUAGUUGGCUGCAAGCUUCCAGACGUACAGAUUGUAGACAUAAAGCCAUGGGUGAUGCACGCGGAGGUUGCUGAGAGGUUUGAUGCAUGUGAUGGCCGAGUCAUUCUUGCAGGGGAUGCUGCACACCGUUUCCCUCCAGCUGGCGGCUUCGGUAAGUCCUUUGCUAGAAGCUGCUUUUAUCCAAAUGAGUACCCUUUCUUUCUCCUGAAUUCAUCUGGCAUUCUUAGCAAGCUUCUCAUAAAAAGGUUAACAAGCCUGGCUGAUCCUUGAAAUGGUUUAAAUGAAGAACAUUUAGCUACUGUUGUUGGGCACUAUUGCGAAUUUCUUUUCCAUAGAGGUUGAGAAGUUUCAAAAAGCACUUAUUUUGGGAUAUCUUAUCCUGCAGGGAUGAACACUGGUAUCCAAGAUGCUCAUAAUCUAGCCUGGAAAAUCGCUGCUCUGUUUAAUGGCAUAGCUUCGACUUCUAUACUUCAAACUUAUGAAAUGGAGCGCCGACCUGUAAGCGUCUCUCAGAAUUGUCUCUUUUUUUCCCCCAUUUUGGAUUGAUAUAUCUGGCUAAUGUUCAUGCCUGACUGCUUUCAGAUCGCACUGUUCAAUACGGAACUUAGCAUUCAGAACUUUAGAGCAGCCAUGUCGAUCCCUGCUGCACUUGGCCUAGAUCCAGCUGUUGCAGAUACAGGUUAAACGACGGAAAAACAAAAAAUCACCGUGAAUUUUGCUUAGACUUUAGAAAUUUUGGAAUCCUCCUCUGUUCCUUAUUCGGGUAUGGUGCAUGUCUUCUCUGGCAGUUCAUGAAGCCAUCAACAGCAGCAUUGGCUCUAUCCUACCCUCAGCAGUGCAGAAAAGAGUUAUGGAAGGAAUUUUUGCUAUAGGACGUGCCCAGGUUUCGGAGUCUCUUUUGAACGAAAACAGCCCGCUGAUGUCCUGGAGACUAGCAAAAGUGAGGUCUAUUCUGAAUGAAGGAAAGAGCCUUCAACUCCAGUUCCCCGCUGAAGAUCUUGGCUUCAGGUCUGUAUCUUUUGAGCCCCUACUUCAUAAACUUUGACGUGAGGUAAUAUACUGCUCAAACCGUGCUAACAAACCGUGCUAACAAAUAAUGAAAUUCGGUGGAACAAGGUUACAAGAUCAAGCUUGAUCUCUGUAGAAGAUUUGUUCAAAACACAAUAUAUAUUAAAGUAUGGCCUCUCUUGUCAAAAUUCUUCAUAACCAGAUACUUGGAAGGAGCUAUGGAUAGUAGUGUCUCUGGUAGGAUAAAAGACAAGGAGGAAUCGACCAGUGGAUGUAGAGGAGAGUCGAGAGACUAUGUUCCCUCUUCAGAGCCUGGAUCACGCAUACCACAUAUGCCUGUGAGAUUACUGAACGCAUCUGGCGACAAGGUUUGAUACAUCUGAGUCUCUCGCCUCUUGUUGUGGCUUCCCCUCUUGUCUAAGGGCCGUCUCAUUUGCAGGACAUUCUAUCUACCUUGGAUCUUGUACCUGCGGAUAAACUCGAGUUCCUCCUCAUCAUAGCUCCAGUGAAGGAAUCCUAUGAUCUUGCACUGUCUGCUUUCAGGGUGGCUCGAGACUUCGGAGUGGUGCUCAAGGUUUGCACCAUGUGGCCUCAUGGUUCGUUUGAUGAACACCAGAGUGGAAGUGGCCGGGCGCUGGAGCCAUGGGACAACUACAUGGAUGUAGAGGAAGUUAAGCCCUCGCCGUCAUGGUGGGAGACUUGCCAGAUUACCAGCGAUGGGGCCAUCAUGGUCAGACCUGAUGACCACAUUGCUUGGAGGGCGACCGCCAAAGUGGGCAGUAAUGCCGUUGACGAGAUGAAAAGGGUGUUCUCCCGAAUAUUAGGAAGGAGUAUUGUCUCCGAAUAG